This is a messenger RNA of Phlebotomus papatasi, 5265 nucleotides long. RefSeq lists its product as uncharacterized. The record is from RefSeq and is a predicted model, not a curated record. NCBI's taxonomy places the organism in Eukaryota, Metazoa, Arthropoda, Insecta, Diptera, Psychodidae. The coding region runs from base 1 to 5265 and encodes 1754 amino acids. Gene Ontology annotation, molecular function: nucleic acid binding. Gene Ontology annotation, biological process: DNA integration. The transcript has a single exon.
AUGUCUCAGCCUAUAAGUCUUUCCAAUUUGGAGCGCAAUCAGCGUGCCGUGUCAAGGCAAUUAGAUAAACUAAUUCUAAGAUCCUCCGAUGGUGUCAAGCGUACGGCUGAAGAAUGGGUGUCAGUCUAUGACACUUUGAUAGAGCUGAAGAAUACCUUCACGGAAAAUCAAGGACGCAUUUUUGAGGCUGUCGAAGGAAAUGAGGAACUCAUGCAAAAGGCAGAAUCUGAGUAUGAUGCUUUCACGGACAAGACUUUUUCGCUGAUCAUGGCUGUACGUGAUUCAAUAAACAUGGCUAGGAAAGAAGAGCGCGAUACAGGUUCCAGUCGUGAAGUCAAGAAUGCGGAAGAACAACUAGCCGAAAUGAUGUCGAAGCAAACAGACUUGCUGAAGGAUAUUGUGGAGCUUCAGAGGGCUUCAAACACUGGCGCAAAAACUAGUGUAACAAAGCUUCCACAAUUGCAGCUUCCAACUUUCGGAGGAGAAUAUUCCAAAUGGCAGACUUUCCAUGACGAUUUCAAGAGUACAAUCCAUGAGAAUCCAAAUUUGUCUAAGGGUCAAAAGAUGCAGUAUCUCAAAUCGUCACUCAAAGGCGCAGCUGCUGAAACAGCUGAGGAAUACAAGAUUUCAGAUGACAAUUAUGAGAUUCUGUGGGAGUCUCUGCAAAAACAAUAUGGGAAAAAGGUGCACAUUGUUAAUGAGUGCAUUCAAAAAUUCCUUGCUCAAGCCAAAAUGAAGGAUGGUUCUUUGACUGGGCUCAAGGAAUUGACACACACCAGCAAGAGACUCCUCAAGGAAUUAAGUAACUUGGGUUCCGAAUAUUUGACGAUUGAUUCGUGGAUCAUCUAUCUGAUGAAACAGCUGUUGGAUCAAGAGACUAAGAAAGCAUGGGAAGAGAGUCGAGACUCUCACACACUUGCAAAUCUUGAGGAAUGGUUUGAGUUUCUUGAGACACGCAUUGAUGCUAUGGAGCGCUGGUCAGAUAAAUCCUCAUCAACCAAUUCGUCGAACCCUAAACCCAUCAAAAAGGCUACAUCAUCCCAAGGCAGUGUGAAGUCACAUCACACUGAGACAGUGACCUGCCGAAAGUGUUCAGGAAGUCAUGAACUAUUUCAGUGCAAGGAGUUCCACGGGCUGUCUGCUCCAGACCGAAGGAGUUUCGUUUCUCAGCAAUCCAGGGUUUGUUUCAAUUGUUUGAGAUCGGAUCAUAUAGCGAGGUAUUGUCAGUCCAAAUCAAGGUGUACUUCCUGCAACAGUAGGCAUCACUCAUUGCUUCAUGUGGAGCAAGCUUCAGCUCCAGCUCUGGCUGGUGCUUCAGCUCCUGCUCCCACUCCAGAGGUUCCAAGGCAAGCGACAAUUGAAUCUGAGGUUCCAGCAUUGACCACACAUCACUCAAUUGUCCACAAAAAGGCGUUGCUUCCUACUGCUCUUGUCAAGGUUAUAGACAGUCAGGGAUCGCAACAAAUCUGUCGCAUACUCAUCGAUGGUGGAGGUGAAUGUACACUCAUUUCAGAGGCGUGUGUACAGAGACUGGGUAUAGAGCGUCGACAAGCCAAAAUUGCGAUAAAAGGGGCUGCAGAAGCCACAGUGGGAUACACUAGAGGAUUGGUGUCUAUCCAGCUCACGUCGAUCCACGAUCCGACUGAGCAUCUUGCUGUCGAGGCCUACAUCUUGUCACAUCUCACAUCACAAAUGCCAUCAGCUGAAAUUGUCCAGGCUGAGUGCUGGAAGCAAUUCCAGACACUUCAACUUGCAGAUCCGCAGUAUCAUACUCCUGGUAGUAUUGAUAUCAUUUUGGGAGCGGAGUACGCAAUGGCAAUUAACCUUCCACAAAUCCUGAAGAGCGAAAAUGGAUCUCCCGUCGCACAGCUGACAAUAUUUGGGUGGAUUCUUGGUGGCAAGAUCCACGGGGAGAUGCCAAGCAUAACCUCACAUCACACUCAUGUCAAUUUGGAUGAUCUCCUGAAGAGAUUUUGGGAGACGGAAGAAGCAACUCCAAAUGCCAAAAUACGUUCACCGGAAGAGCAGAAAUGCGAGGAGCAUUUCAUCCAGAACGUGAGGAAAACGGAUUCUGGUCGAUAUGAGGUCAGAUUGCCCUUCAAGGAAAAUGGAAAGGCUCUUGGGGAUUCACAAUCAGCUGCACUGGCGAGGCUAAGGAUCAUGGAAAAUAAAUUCCAAAAGGACCCGGAAUUUAAAAGGCAAUAUACUCAGUUCAUGCAUGAAUAUGAGUCAAUGAGGCACAUGGAGCUAGUUCCUCAGGACGAGGAAAUCAGCGAUUCACAAUCCUACGUCAUUCCUCACAUGGCAGUUCUGAGGCCAUCAAGUACUACCACGAAACUUCGUGUAGUAUUUGAUGCUUCAGCACGAACAAAACCUAACAAUGUUUCGCUGAAUGACGUUCUGGCUGUGGGUCCAACUGUACAAGGUGAACUGCUGCAUCUUCUUAUUCAGUUCCGGACAUACAAAUAUGCAUUUACAGCCGAUAUAGAAAAGAUGUAUCGGCAAGUGGGAGUGUCAGCCGAGGACAGGGAUUUUCAGAGGAUCUUAUGGCGAUAUGACAAGGGUCAGGAAGUUCGCACCUACAGGCUCACAACCGUGACAUAUGGCACUUCCUGCGCGCCAUACUUGGCUACACGAACUCUUCAACAAGUGGCUUAUGACAAUGAGAAGCUCUAUCCAGAGGCAGCGCAGCAGAUUCUCAACAAUUUCUAUAUGGAUGAUCUCUUGGGAGGUGCCCAGACGGUACAAGAAGCAACAAAGGUCAGGGAAGAUCUACAAUCAGUUCUGGACAGCAGCGGAUUUCCCUUGAGAAAGUGGGUGACAAAUUUGGUCUCACUUCUUGAGAAAAUCCCAGAGGAUCAGCGAGCAAUAUCCCCAGAGGACAUAUAUGAGGGUUCUGUCAGUGCAUUGGGUCUUCAAUGGGCUCCCGGAGAUGACAAUCUUGGUUUGGUACUGCCUGAAAUAACAUCAUCUCGCACAAAAAGGGAACUUUGUGCUUCUGUGGCUAAGAUAUUUGACCCCUUGGGAUUUAUAUCUCCAGUCACAGCAGGACUCAAGAUGAUAUUUCAACAGUUGUGGCUCAAACCUGUGUCUUGGGAUGACACACUUCCUGAUGACAUCAUGACAGAAGUCAAUCGUUUCCAAGAAGAAAUCAGUGUCGUGCAAGGGAUGAAAAUUCCAAGGUUUAUUCCCUCUAUUGAUUCUCAGAUUGACUUAGUGGGGUUCUGUGAUGCAUCCGAGAAAGGAUAUGGAGCCGUGAUUUACGCGAGAGGGACAGGAGAUGAUGGGGGGACGACAGUGACUCUCGUGGUGGCCAAAUCACGAGUCGCUCCGUUGAAGACAUUGUCAAUUCCAAGGCUGGAAUUGACUGCGGCUUUGCUGUUGAGUCGUUUGUUCACAGAGGUCAAAAAGGGGCUCACGGGAUACCAGGUUUCCGUGACAGCAUUUACAGACUCAAUGGUGGUUCUUUGCUGGCUGCAAAAGCAUCCGUCUCACUGGAAAACAUUUGUGGCUAACCGCACUUCUCAAAUUGUGGAAAUCAUCCCAUUCAGUCAGUGGAGGCAUGUUGUCUCUGAGGAGAAUCCAGCGGAUAGCAUUUCUCGAGGUCUCUAUCCUCGAGCUCUCCUUCAGCAUCAGCUGUAUUGGAAUGGACCGGAGUGGCUCAAGGAGGAAAAGGAGAAGUGGCCUGAAUCUCCUUGGGUUCAGGAAAGCGACACAAGUGAAGAAAAGGUGCCUGUGGUGCAAGUGUUUGUGACUGAAACAAAGGAAAAUAAUUUCGCGAGUGAUUUAUUUAAUCGUUUCUCAAACGUCACAACACUCAUUCGUGUAGUCGCGUAUUUGCUCAGAUGGUCGAAAGUUGACGUUUCAAAAACCCUUCAACAGUCUGCGAGUGAAUUUCUAACAGUGCAAGAACUCAAUUACGCGACGAAUGUUUUGAUCAGACUUGUGCAGAAAGAGGAGUUCCCUGACGAACUAAAGUGUCUCCAAAGUGGCAAUUCAGUGAAGCCGGGGAGCAAACUGUCCAAGCUUGUCCCAAUCCUGGAUGAGAAUGGUAUCAUGAGAGUGAGAGGGCGCAUCCAAAACACAAACUUGAGUUUUGACACUCAGCAUCCGAUAAUUCUUCCAGGGAAACAUGUGUUUACUCGAAAGUUGAUUGAAAGAAUUCAUGUGACAAAUCUCCAUUCCGGGACUACUCUCACACAAUCAAUCUUGAGAGCAAAAUAUUGGGUUAUCGGGGAGCGAAACAGUGUGAAAGGGGUUAUUCAUAAGUGUGUGAAGUGUUUUCGCGCAAAACCAAGACAGGAGACACCUCUCAUGGGCAAUCUUCCGGCCAUGAGAGUCCAAGAGGCUAGGGCUUUUCUCAACACUGGCUGUGACUAUGCAGGGCCGUUUCUCAUCAGGGCUGGGACGGUCAGGAAAUCUACAACGACAAAGGCAUAUAUCUGUUUGUUCAUUUGUAUGGCCACCAAAGCCAUACAUUUGGAAUUGGUCUCGGAUUUGUCCACGGAAGCCUUUCUGGCGGCUUUAAGAAGGUUUACAGCGCGUCGUGGACACUGCCAGCAUAUGUUUUGUGACAAUGCCACGAACUUUUUGGGCGCUGUGGAGUCACCAGAUGGAGUAGGCAAAAGAAGGAAGUUACACCAGGAAAAGGUCACAAAGUUCAUGUCAGAGUCAGGGACGGAAUUCCACUUUAUUCCCGCCUACUCGCCAACAUUCGGUGGACUUUGGGAACGUGGAAUUGGAGGAGUCAAAUUCCAUCUCAAGCGUGCACUCUCCAACACUGUGAUGACGUUCGAGGAAAUGUACACUGUUCUCACCCAAAUAGAGGCAUGCUUGAACUCCAGGCCACUUUGCCAGCUCACUGCAGAUCCAGAGAACUUUGAUGUGCUCACUCCAGGGCAUUUCCUCAUCGGACAACCUCUGACAUUGCACGCUGGACCCGAUCUAUUGUCAGAGGACAUCAAUCGGCUCAAGAGGUGGUACUUACUGCAGCGCUUAGUACAGGAGUUUUGGAAGAAAUGGCACCGUGAGUACAUCACCUCACUCCAGGAGCGACCGAAGUGGGCAAGAGAGAUGAGGAAUCUUCAGGUUGGAGAUUUGGUGCUCAUCAAGUCCGACAACUUGAAGACAGCGACUUGGUCACUGGGCAGAGUGAUCGAAACUCAUCCGGGAGCAGAUUCCGUGGUUCGUGUGGUCACCCUGAAGACAUCUAGUGGCCUCACCAGGAGGGCAGUCAACAAAUUAGCCAAACUGCCCGUGGAUUAG